This is a messenger RNA of Blumeria graminis f. sp. triticale, 1200 nucleotides long. NCBI's taxonomy places the organism in Eukaryota, Fungi, Ascomycota, Leotiomycetes, Helotiales, Erysiphaceae. The record is from the annotation of a GenBank genome assembly.
AUGUCCAAGAUUACGCUGGAUGAUGGGCAGGGUAACUGCCCCUCUCCUGGGCUUCAGUUCUUGGGUAAUCAAAAAUCUGCCAAAGGAUCUCUCGAAGAUACAAUACUUAUUACAUGGCCAGCGCUGUUAACAAAGCAUUUAAACCUACUCGAAUCGCACGUUAGUCUAUUAGAUCAACUUUUGCAUAAUAUACCAAAACAUUCAAGCUGUAUAAAGAGCAAUGAUCCCGCAAAAUGCGAGGUUUUAGGAAAAGACAGGCGAAAAACUAUAGCUCGAAUGUUGAAUAGCGCAAAGGAUGUACUUGAGCAAACAAGAGAAGCUGCAAAGGAGAUACUACUCCAGCUACAGCGGAAUGAAAAAAUAAAUCAAGAAUUGAAAGGAACGAAAGGAACGAAAUCCGAAAGAUUUGAAUCAAAACUUCAUACCAGAACACAAAGCUCGAAACACGAUGCCACGAGGCAAGGCGAAACGGGACAGGGUCUCAAAAAUAAUCUUAAUUCUGACCUGAAAUACUCACUCUCCCACAAUACAGUCACACGUUCAAUGGAACCUAAAUCUGUUCCCAAGUCUCAAGAUCAGACAGCUACUGACGCUGGGUUUGAUUCGCUUUGCGGCAACGAUAAAAAUUUGUUGACUACAACAACGAAUAAGAGCGAAGAGAAUGUAACUUUUUCAAUUCCUAACAUCAAAGCAGAUUGUAGCACGAAUGGUUUCGCCCUAAAUCAAAAACCGAGUACUGGUCUUGGUCUGACUGAACCGAAUGAUAGCGCCUCUUCUACAACGAGCAAAAUUUACCCUGAAUUGAAACAAAAGAUCAAGCAUCAAAAAAAUCGCCGAAAUUCUGAGCCUGAAAUGAAAGCAAUGAAGAAAGAGAACAUCACACGUUCGACAUCCGAGGACGAUUUACCCGAUGUCGACUUUGCUGCACUUGAGGCCACUCUUCUGGCAGAGAUUGCUGCCGGGGAAAAGACUCCAAAGCUUCCUGGGAUACGAGCACCAAAGUUUAUCAAGGAGAAAACUGAUAAGAAGAGGCGUAGACGAAGCAGUGAUAAAAUUGAAGUGGAAAAAAAAAGGAUAAAGAAAAUCCUAAUUGAAGAGAAAGGUGUAUUGAACAAGAAGAGGAAGGCCUACGACAGUCUUGUGAACAUGGAAACGCGCCCUAACUCGAAAAAGCAAAGACAUGGAAAAGAACGAGUUUAA